CUGCCACGACCGCUCUCGUCGGAGAAAUGGUACACUGCCAUCCGUGAGGCUGGCGUCGACUAUGGUCCUCACUUCCAGGGGUUAGAGCAGAUCCGCACUUCGACGACAAAGCCAGGUCUCGCUUCUGCGCUGAUCCAGAACAACAAGCAAGUUGACGUGUCCAACUACCACCUGCACCCAACCAUUGUCGAUGCUUCCCUGCAGCUUCUGUCUUGCGGUGCCUCGCUUGGUCUCGUGCGCAAGUCAAAGCAGGUGCUUGCCACGAGCAUCGAGGAACUGAUCAUCCGCCGCACUUCUUCUAAUGUCAUUGUCAACGUCUCUGCCGCAUUUGUCGGCAAAGGCUCCGUGUUGGGGACCGCAGAAGCUGUCGCAGGCGGCCAGGUGGUCAUGCGCAUGUCUGGUGCAAAGCUGGCUCUUCUCAACGAGCCUGCACCAGCUGACACCCAUGCGGCGGCUCGGCAUGUCUGGAAGCCACAUGUAGAUUUCCUCCCUGCCAAGAAUGUUCUGAAGCCUUCAUUUGAUUACGGAGCGCACUCCAAGAUCCUGGAUGACAUAUACCAAGCCGCUUUGCUCUACGCACGCAGCCUGGUUGCGAGCAAGGAGACUAGUGUGCCGCAUCUGAAGCUGUAUCAAGCAUGGCUUCAGUCGCAGGCUGAACAACACCAAGGCUCUUCCACCGCCGGCGAGCAAGACCUUCGUGAGAAGAUCCAAGGUCUGGUGGAAAGCCUCCGAGACACCCCAGCCAUCUUUGCCGCUCAAGCUUUGGCGAAAAUCUCUACGGCUCUUGUGGACAUCUUCGAUGGACGACUUGAGGUCUCAGAUGUGCUGCAGGAAGAUGACAUCUUAACCCAGCUGCGGACCUACGUGGACCAGUACGACAUAUCAAACUUCCUGGGGCAUCUAGCACACACCAAACCUAACCUACGUGUUUUACAUCUCGGCGCCGGGACCGGCUCCAGCGCCCAGGACAUCCUCAAGCAUCUCGGCUCUCAAUACUCCAAAUACACCUUCUCUGACUCCUCGGCAAGCCUCUUCGAUUCGGCCAAAGAGAAGCUCGAGGCGUACUCGAAUGUCGAUUAUGCCACUCUCCACAUCGGAAAGGAUCUUGCGGAGCAGGGCUUCGAUAAGGAUGGCUAUGAUCUCAUCAUUGCUGUUAACGUGAUCCACGCAACAAAGAAUAUCCAGGAGAGCUUGACGAACGUGCGGAAACUGCUUCAUCCCGAUGGCCGCCUGCUCUUGCAAGAGCUCAACCCCAGCUCCGGUGGCAAGUGGAUCAACUUCGUACGUGGUUUGCAGCCUGAAUGGUGGCAGGGCGUGGAUGACAGUCGCGUGCAGGAGCCCUACGCGAGCACGGCGAGGUGGCAGAACGAGCUUCUAGCGGCCGGCUUCGACGUUCCAGAGCCGGUCGUAGAAGGUGGACAGCUGAACGCCUUGUUCAUUGCCAAGCCUGCCAAGAAGAGUCCUGUGCUCAAGAAAGUCACGCUUCUAGCCAGAGAUACCUCGUCCGACCUCGGUCCAGUGGUCCAGGGGCUGCAGGAGAGAGGAUAUAGCAUCACACGCUCCACGCUUAAGGACGUUCCUGAGCCGGGCAUUGAUGUCAUCUCACUGCUCGAUGCCGAGGGGCCCUUCCUCACGGAUAUCACGAAGGACGAUUUUGAUAAACUCAAGGCUUUCAUGGAACGAAUCGACGGGUCUGGCCUGCUCUGGGUUACUCCAGCCUCACCCAUCCAAGCCAAGGAUCCGCGGUAUGCUCAGAUCCUCGGACUGGCCCGCGUCGUCCGCAGCGAGACAGGUAUGCACUUUGGCGUAGUCUAUUCCGGAGAUGGCAAUGCAGACUCAACCAAGAAUACCUCCAAGCUGCUGGACAUCCUUGCGCAUUUUCAGAGCAGAGAUGCAGAGGACGAGGUCCUCAAUCCUGAGAUGGAGUAUGCUCUUCACGAAGGGGUUGUCAAGGUUGGACGACUCUUCCCCUUUGUUCUAACUGACCUGCUACUCACAUCGGAUGCGGACGAUGCUGUUGCCCUGUCUGCGAGCCGCUCUGGCCGCCAGGCAGAGCUGCAGUGGUCUCGCCGGGAGACAAAGAAGCCCUCGGGAGACGAGGUUCAGGUAGACGUGUACGCUUCUUCGCUAGACUCAAGAGAUGUGCGCAUUGCUACCGGUAGCAUCGACACAAACAGCCCGUUCCUCGGCCAGGAAGCUGCAGGAAUCGUUCGGCAAGUCGGGCCCCAAGUUCAGCAUCUGCAGGCCGGCGACAGGGUGAUUCUCCUGGGUCACGGGACUCUUGCAACAACGGUUACGGAAUCGGCUCAGCGAGUCAUCCGGAUUCCGAAUAACCUCAGCUUCAAUGAUGCUGCUACGCUCGCCUCGGCGUAUGGCCUUGCCAUCUACUCUCUAAGGCACGUCGGCCUGUUGGAGCGCGGCCAGUCUAUCCUGAUUCAUGACGCAGCCGGCGCAGUUGGACUUGCGGCCCUCCAGGUGGCACGGCACGCUGGUGCAGAGAUUUAUGCCACGGCCAGCUCCAAAGAAGAGAUCGAGCACCUACACAACUCCUGGAAUAUUCCGCAGAACAGGGUCUUCUCUUCUAAGGAUGUCUCCUUCCGAGCUGGCAUACUACGUGAGACGAGCGGAGAGGGAGUCGAUGUGGUGCUGAGCUCCCUCUCGGGUGAACUGGCCCAGGCGAGCUGGGAUACCGUUGCAGAAUUCGGCAGACAUAUUAGCAUUGGAAGCGACAUUGGUGAUGCUGCGAGGCAGAACCGGAGUUUCCACCACGUUGAUUGGAGUCGUCUGCAGUCUACGAAGCCUGCCAUCAUUCAAAGGCUUCUCCGCUCCGCCCUCGAAUUGUUUGAGGAACGGGCAAUCCUCCCGAUUCGGCCCGUUGCAGUCUAUCCCGCCACUCAGAUCCAAGACGCGUUCGAGCUCGUCCACAAGAGCGAGCAGCAGAUUGAAAAGGUUGCCAUCGAGCUACGGAAUGUUGACGGUACUAUCCACGAAGAUGCUGCUGUCUCAGACCGGAGGAGGACACCCGUCUUUGAACGUGCUGCGUCCUAUCUUCUCGUAGGGGGACUCGGUGGAAUUGGACGGGCGGUCGCCAUCUGGCUCGUGGAACACGGCGCACGCAACCUUGUGUUCCUCUCCCGCAGUGCUGGGAAGCCUGAGGACCUCGCCUUCGCCCGCGAGUUGGAGACCAUGGGAGCAUCCGUUAAGCUCGUUGCCGGGAGUGUGACGGAGGAAAGUGUCGUUGCGCAGGCCAUCAAGGUGACCGGUGACAACGCUCCUCUCAAGGGCAUCAUCAACAUGACAAUGCUCCUCCGUGACCAGGCCUGGGCCAACAUGACCUGGGACGACUGGCACACAGCUGUCGGUCCCAAGGUCCAGGGAACUUGGAACCUCCACAACCAGGCGAUCGAGGCCGGCGCGGAACUCGACGUCUUCGUCAUGUUCAGCUCCAUCUCGGGCAUCAUUGGCAACAUGGGCCAGGCCAAUUACGGCAGCGCCAACAGCUUCUUGGAUUCCUUCGUGCAGUACCGUGCGGGUCUCGGUCUCGCGGCGUCGACCAUAGAUCUGGGUGCCGUCUUCGGUGUUGGAUAUGUCUCUGAGAGUGCUGAGCUUAUUCACCAGAUGAAGGCGACGGGGUACCACGCGCUCCGGGAGACUGACAUCUUGGAUGCCCUGACCGCGGCCACUGCCCCUGCGUCCCCGCGUGCGCUGUCUUGGGCUGGCUCGACCGAUCCCCGUACCUUUGCCCUGGGUAUCAGGAGCCUAUUGCCCCUGACCAACCCCAACUGUCGCGUCCCUUGGCGUCGAGACCCGCGAUUCGCUGUGUAUCGUAACGAAUCGGAUGGUGGAUCAGGCGCCGGCGCCGGUGACGCGGGUGAUGGUAUUAAGGGGUUCCUUUCCCAAGCCCGUGAGAACCCAAAUGCUCUGAGCACCCCUGAAGCGGCCGACUUCCUCGCUCGUGCCAUAGGGCUGAAGGUGCUGAGUUUGCUAUUCAUUCCCGCUGACGAGCUGAACCUCGAGCUUGGCUUGGCGGAUAUUGGCAUGGACUCCCUUGUGGCUAUCGAGAUGAGGCUCUGGUGGAAGCAGACGCUGGGCUUGGAUAUCAGCGUGUUGGAGAUGCUGGGUAUGGGAACUAUACAGGUGCUUGGAAAGUAUGCUGCUGAGAAGCUGUCUCAGGUGCUACAUCCAUGA
Molecule: messenger RNA, 4188 nt
Organism: Clonostachys solani
Lineage: Eukaryota; Fungi; Ascomycota; Sordariomycetes; Hypocreales; Bionectriaceae
Source: the annotation of a GenBank genome assembly